CGCACGGCGGGCGGGGCUGGAGGCGGGAGCCUGGGAACCGGAAGUCGGAACCCAGCGGCGCGAGCGCAGCCUCUGGGCCAACUGCGUUGUCUUUCCAGCCUCUCCUCUCAGCUCCCCGCCGGAAGUGGAGGAAGAAAGCCUGCAGAUUCGAACCUAUCUCCUAAGCUGCUCAUCAUGAUGAAACUUAGACACAAAAAUAAGAAACCAGGUAAAAGUUCCAAAGGCUGCAAGAAGCAGAGUGGGAAGAAAGCAGCCUUCAAGCUGGUCUCCACCCCCCAGUUUGUUCACUCCAAUGAUCAUACCAACCGGGAGGCUGAAUUAAAGAAGAAGAGGAUUGAGGAGAUGAGGGAGAAGCAGCAGGCUGCCAGGGAGCAAGAGAGACACAGACGCAGAACCAUGGAGAGCUACUGUCAGGAUGUCCUGCGACGCCAGGAGGAGUUUGAGUCCAAGGAGGAAGCUUUGCAGGAAUUAAAUAUGUUUCCUCAGCUGGAUGAUGAGGCCACAAGAAAGGCCUAUUACAAGGAGUUCCGUAAGGUAGUGGAAUACUCUGAUGUGAUUCUGGAAGUUCUGGACGCCAGGGACCCGUUGGGCUGCCGCUGCUUCCAGAUGGAGGAGACUGUCUUGCGGGCAGAGGGCAACAAGAAGCUGGUCCUGGUCUUGAACAAGAUUGACCUGGUCCCCAAGGACAUUAUAGAAAAGUGGCUGGAUUACCUUCGGAAUGAGCUGCCAACUGUGGCUUUCAAGGCCAGCACCCAGCAUCAGGUCAAAAACCUGAACCGCUGCAGUGUGCCCGUGGAGCAGGCCUCUGAGUCACUGCUGAAGAGCAAAGCCUGCUUUGGAGCUGAAAACCUCAUGAGGGUUCUGGGGAACUAUUGCCGCCUCGGUGAAGUGCGCACCCAUAUCCGUGUGGGCGUUGUGGGCCUUCCUAAUGUUGGGAAGAGCAGCCUGAUCAACAGUCUGAAACGCAGCCGUGCUUGCAGUGUGGGAGCUGUUCCUGGGAUCACCAAGUUCAUGCAGGAGGUCCACCUGGACAAGUUUAUCAGGCUGCUGGAUGCCCCAGGCAUUGUCCCAGGCCCCAACUCGGAGGUGGGCACCAUCCUGCGCAAUUGCAUCCACGUGCAGAAGCUGGCGGACCCUGUGACCCCGGUGGAGACCAUCCUGCAACGCUGUAACCUGGAGGAGAUUUCCAACUAUUACGGCGUCUCUGGCUUCCAGACCACUGAGCACUUUCUGAUGGCGGUGGCCCAGCGAUUGGGUAAAAAGAAGAAGGGAGGCAUCUAUAAUCAGGAGGAGGCAGCCAAAGCAGUCCUGUCUGACUGGGUGAGUGGGAAGAUCAGCUUCUACACACUUCCACCCGCCACGCACACUCUGCCCACCCAUCUUAGCGCUGAGAUUGUUAAGGAGAUGACCGAAGUCUUUGACAUUGAGGACACCGAGCAGGCCAAUGAAGACACUAUGGAAUGCUUGGCCAAUGGAGAAUCUGAUCAGCUCUUGGGUGACAUCGAUUCGCUUCAAACGGAGAUCAAAUGGCUCCAUUCUCCAAUGAUGAAAAUAGUAGAUGCCUUGGAAAAUAAAACCACCGUGUAUAAGAAUGGAGAGUUCACUGAGUAUUGCAUGAAUUCGAAUGGUCAUCAGAAGGAGUGGGCUAAGCGCAAUGCGGACUCCUAUCCCAGGAACAUCUGCCCAGUGGACCGCCGCCCGAUGGUACAGAAGAUCAUGGAGACAGACCCCCUGCAGCAGGGCCAGGCUCUGGCAUGUGCUUUGAAGAAUAAGAAGAAGAUGCAGAAGCGUACAGAUAAACUCGCCAGUAAGCUGUCCGAUUCCAUGAUGUCUGCCCUCGACCUCUCUGGCAACACUGAUGACAGUGCUGGUGACUGAUCGGCUGAUCUCACCCCCUCCACUCCCCAAGUACCGGUUCCAGUGGGAUGGGGGAUACAGAUGAAAUAAAAUGGUUUGCUUCUCCCUGAAGCACACACA
Messenger RNA from Myotis myotis, 1977 nucleotides. It is a transcript of the gene GNL3L, whose product is annotated as G protein nucleolar 3 like. Gene Ontology annotation, cellular component: nucleolus. The record is from RefSeq and is a predicted model, not a curated record. Gene Ontology annotation, molecular function: GTP binding. The coding region runs from base 175 to 1878 and encodes 567 amino acids. The transcript has 16 exons. NCBI's taxonomy places the organism in Eukaryota, Metazoa, Chordata, Mammalia, Chiroptera, Vespertilionidae.